Camponotus floridanus (Florida carpenter ant) is the source of this 1194-nucleotide messenger RNA. RefSeq names its product thymidylate synthase (gene Ts). Gene Ontology annotation, cellular component: cytosol; mitochondrion. The record is from RefSeq and is a predicted model, not a curated record. The coding region runs from base 108 to 1004 and encodes 298 amino acids. Gene Ontology annotation, biological process: dTMP biosynthetic process. The transcript is spliced from 4 exons. Gene Ontology annotation, molecular function: thymidylate synthase activity. NCBI's taxonomy places the organism in Eukaryota, Metazoa, Arthropoda, Insecta, Hymenoptera, Formicidae.
UAUUAUUUUCCCGCGCUUAGGGCUUCAUAAUCACUUUUGAUAGUGAAACACGUGAUUCGAUAUCGAUAUUUGAUGAGUGAACUGUGAAGUAGAUUAUCUCGAGAAAUAUGCAGAACGAAAAGGAAAGUAAAAACGAGGAACAUGACGAGUAUCAAUACUUGCGGCUCGUCGAGAAAGUCAUUAGAACCGGAGCAAAGAGAAACAAUCGUACCGGCGUCGAUACUUAUUCCAUUUUCGGCACUCAAAUCCGAUUCAGUUUACGAGACGGUGUUUUCCCAUUAUUGACAACCAAAAGAGUAUUCUGGCGAGCAGUAGUUGAAGAAUUACUGUGGUUUAUCAAGGGAUCGACAAAUUCCAAAGAAUUGUCAGAUAAGGGUGUUCAUAUUUGGGAUGAAAAUGGCUCACGUGCCUUUUUGGAUUCUUGCGGGUUCACAGAUAGAGAGGAAGGUGAUUUGGGACCUGUCUAUGGAUUCCAAUGGAGACACUUUGGUGCUGAGUAUAAAGAUAUCCGCACAGAUUAUACUGGACAAGGAAUAGAUCAGCUGAAAGAAGUUAUUCAUAAAAUAAAGCAUUGUCCAGAUGAUAGGCGUAUUAUAAUGUCCAACUGGAAUCCAGUAGACAUUCCAGAAAUGGCAUUACCGCCAUGUCAUGUUUUGGUACAAUUUUAUGUAAAUAACGGUGAAUUGUCCGCGCAGCUUUAUCAAAGAAGCGCAGACAUAGGUUUAGGAGUGCCAUUCAACAUAGCAUCGUAUUCCUUACUGACUUAUAUGAUCGCUCAUGUUACCGGUUUGAAGCCAGGAGAAUUUGUACAUACAAUGGGAGACUGUCACGUUUAUGUCAACCAUAUAAGUGCCCUUGAGGAACAGAUAAAACGCGAACCACGAGAGUUUCCGAAAUUAAGGAUAGUUAGAGAGAUAAAAAAUAUCGAUGACUUUGUUGCCGAAGAUUUAGAAUUAAUAGAUUAUAAACCUUAUCCCAAACUCUAUAUGAAAAUGGCUGUUUAAGCUGCACUCUUUGAAAGUUUUCUGCAUAAAAUCUUUCAAGGAAAAAUUUAUGUGUGCAUAACUAUAACAUUAACAUUUCCACAACAAUGUUAAUGUCAUUUUUAAUAUACUUAAGUAAAUCAACAUUCAACUUUCUAUGAAUUAAUAUUAAGCUGUACUGAUUAAAUAGUAUUUUCAAUUAAAGUAUUAU